Messenger RNA from Malassezia sympodialis ATCC 42132, 3570 nucleotides. RefSeq lists its product as uncharacterized. Gene Ontology annotation, cellular component: peroxisomal matrix. The record is from RefSeq and is a predicted model, not a curated record. Lineage: Eukaryota; Fungi; Basidiomycota; Malasseziomycetes; Malasseziales; Malasseziaceae. Gene Ontology annotation, molecular function: fatty acyl-CoA hydrolase activity. Bases 1 to 3570 code for a protein of 1189 amino acids. The transcript has 7 exons. Gene Ontology annotation, biological process: fatty acid catabolic process; acyl-CoA metabolic process.
AUGCCGAAUUCACAGACCACCUCUCAUUGGGACGAGCGUCUUUCGCAGCUCAUAGAUGUGCGCCAUGUUACUGGGUGCGAGUUCAAGAGUCUUUCUGAGAGCAUGGAAGCCGCGUAUAAGACGAUCGACGAGCGAAUGGAACUACAUCAGCACAUUUACUACUACGUGGAGAAAGUUCGCGACGGGCGUUCAUACUCGACGCGUCGCGUCGAUGCUAUGCAAGAGUCGACUCUGCUAUUCAUGGCGACUAUGUCGUUCCAAGUCCCUGAGCCAGAACAGCCGCAAUAUUUCGCGUCCCCUCCCAAGAUAGUCAGUGAAGGAGCUUUUGAGCUUGCUAGGGAGAUGCCCGAUGAUCAUAAAAAUGCGCCUACAGAGGUGCUACCCCCUGAAAUGAGUCGGCCUGGAUCACAGCGUUAUCAGCAUGCCUUGACGCACUCAGUUGACAGCAGUCACUACCAAAAGCUGAUAUCCCAAUGGACGAAUGAGCAGGAGAUUUUUCUUCCUGUGGAAUUCCGUCCGGCUGUGCCCAAUAUGUUUCGAAAGGAUGGAAGAGUGCAGUUCGGUUCAAAAUUAGCUUACUGGCUCCGUGCGCGGGGCGCUAGUCCUGGACCUGCAAACCGCCAGCGUGCCAUCCUGGGCUUCCAUGUCGAUCAAUUCAUACUGGAAAACAUAAGGGCUAGCGUCAAGGAGAGUUCUGUGGCAAUGAUGGCAAGCCUAGACCACACCAUGUGGUUUUAUAAUGACUUUACUAUGGUUGUACUACCUGCUGCGAUGACCGAGACAUGGCCUGCCAGGGCUCGGUAUGAGGCCGGCGGUCGUGUCGAUUGGGAAGCACUCUCGGAGGACUAUGGGGAACAUAUUGUCCCUGCUAUCAUUGGGGGAGAGGAGAGAAAGGAUAUGAAACUUAGAGAUGCUAUAUCGCUCAUGAGAUCCGAGACCCGCCCUAUCUAUAUUAAGGACUGGCACCUCGUACGGUCUGCCACAAAUGCGUCACAACCACUCUCACUGCGCCUGCCUUAUACCACACCACCCCUUUUUUCCGAUGACUGUAUGUGCUAUUUUCUCAUGCCAGGGAUGAACAAUGUGACGCCACCAGCCACCUCGAGCUCGUUUUCCUACAGUCCUGACGCUUGGGUAGCCACGGCAUCUAACAGACUGGAAUCUGAUGAUUUUCGGUUCUGCUAUGCGGGCACUGCAGGAUCCUAUACUCCGCUUCACCGCGAUGAAUUCCCGGAUCGAAGAACAUCCGAGCUGGCGUCAACGUUCGAUACUAUGGAACGGCUGUACGCACUGGAUGAGCUAGGUCCUUUUCAGGACGGGAAGCAAGGGUGGCCUGGCUGGCAUCAUGUGCGGUUGCGCACUUAUGUCGUGGAACAGGAGAGUGGAUGGGAGUCGGAAUUCACAGCAUUGGUGCAGCAGGUGGUGCAACAAGACGCAGGCUGGGCCUGGGAGGGCUUUUGGCCCUCCGGUCCCUACAACUCGAUGAAUAGCUACAAUGCUCCCUACUGGGAGACAAUGAGGAGGAAUGAAACUCUGCCACACUCCUCCUUCGCUUUUGACUCCUAUGGUACCGGGUCGCCCUCUCUUCGAGAUACAACGCCGGACGCCUCGUGGUCGUCACCCCGCUUCCACUCGCCUGGCAUCGCUGCCCCGGCUUGGUCCCCACAGACACAGUUUUGGGUCUAUUUAGAUCCAAACGGUGUUGUGCAAGGACCAUUUCCUGCGACAGCGAUGCAGGCCUGGUAUGAGCAGCAGUAUCUGUAUUCGGAGCUCCUUCUUCGUCCAGAGGAGGAGACCGAGUUCCGCCCGCUGCACGUGUACUUGGCUGAGGUGGGUGAAGUUGCCAAGCCGUUCCUUGUUCCCCCCAGGAGGUUCGCCCGGCAGCGUGCGCCCCUGUCCAAACCGUCGUCCGCCGUCGGAUCGCCUCUCGUGUCUGCAAGCAAUUCGCCUAGGCCUGCCGCUGCAGCCGUGCAGACCGAACGGGCACCCGUUCAGCCUGAAGCCAUACAUCCUGGAUCGGCUGCGUCGAAUGUCUCCGCCGACGAUAUUGCCACUACCAUGCGUGUCAUGACGCAGCUCCAGUCGGCCCUGAAAGUUGCUGCUACGGACGAUCAGACUGCCCAGAUUGUCCAAUCCGUGCUGACAUCGUCUCUCCCUCAUGCGAAUGCAGCCGGACUACAAGCGAUCCUCACGGCAAUGCAGGCUCAGGCGGCCACGGAUGCUGCUAAUGCCUCACAGGUGCAAGAACGUCUGGACAAUCACGCGGUCCCAUCGACUGUGGCAUCCGAUACCCCAACUGUUGCCCCUGCUGAACCGUCGCUGCCCCCAUUGGACCCUUCGACUACGUCGCCUGUGCCGACUGUGACCACCGACCCUGUAGCGCCCUCCGCAAGCGAGCUAGGCAGAACGUCGAUUCGGGACGCGACCGAGUCACCCCCGGAGCAGGUACCGACUCCUGGCACCAAAAAGAGUACGCGCAAGGACAAGAAGGUCGCGGAGAAGACACCCAAAAAGGAUGAGGCGCCUGCCAAGCCUGCACUGGAACUACAGGCCUCGUCUACUUCUCAGGAGGCAGAGUCGGGUACACCCAAGAAGACCACUGAAUCAGACUCGUCGUCGCCUGCCCCCCAAUCUAAGACUUCUGUGGCAAAGCCAAAGCCGGCGCCAUGGGCGAACGUGCCAGCACAGUCUUCUGCAUCGCCGGCGCCCAGCCUGCGCGAUAUUCUCGAAACAGAGCAGCGGGCGCGUUCCGCGCAGGAUGUCAAGAUCCGUGCCGCCAACUCGGCUGCCCUGGCCAAGGCCAUGGCACAAAUGCAAGUCUCGUCUACGCCUUCUACUGCCUCUAAACCUGCUGGUGCUGCUUGGAGUACGCCCAAGACGACCCCUGCCAAGUCACUCUCGCAGAUCCAGGAGGAGGAAAGUGCUCGCGCUGCCAAGGAAAAAGCCAGUCAAGCGGCACGCCCCUCCGCCUACAGCAGCUCUGCAGCACGGGCACCUGCCGAGACAGGCUGGGUCAAGGUGGUUUCGCACGGGAAAACUACCCCUGCGUCGAAAACGGCGCCUGCAGCCAAGCCUGCCGCUGUACCUACGGCCGUCCCAAGUCGACCUCCUGCGCUAUCGUCUGUGCCGUUUUCCUCCGAUGUGCCCACGCCUGUGUCUGCGCCGGCGCCGGCGCCCAUUGUGCAGGACGAGGAUGGCUGGGUCACGAAAAAGUCGAAGCACCAGGUGCGCCGCGAUGCGCUAUCGCAGAUGAACGAUGCCAUUCCCCGUCCCACCGGCACAGCGGCAGGGGUGGCGGCUGCGCGGCGCGUCCCUGGGUCGUCGAAUUCACCCUUGCCUCCCUCGGCAGAGUUCCUCCGGCACUGCCGCGCGCAGCUCAAGGGGCUUCGUGCGAAUGUGGACGACUUUAUUGAAAUGCUUCUCUCAUUCCCUCUUAAUCCGUCGCCGGAGGUCAACGACAUUAUUGCCGAAGCUGUGUACGCCAACAGCAGCACACUGAAUGGACGCCAAUUCGCCGCGGAUUUCGUCGCCCGUCGCAAGGCGGAUGCGUACCGCGCUGUUACUCUGUAG